AUGAGUGUAAGUACAACAUUCGCAUUUUCAUUGUUGAUAUUAUUAUUUACAUAUAUAAUCAAUAGUGUAAAUGGGCAUGGACGAUUAGAUGAGCCACCAGCUCGAAAUUCGGCAUGGCGUUAUGGUUUUAAGGUACCAGCGGAUUAUGAUGAUGUUGGAUUAAAUUGCGGUGGACUCGGUGUACAAAAAACAAAUAAUGGUAAAUGUGGAACAUGUGGUGAUUCGUAUACGGGUACCCGUUAUCAUGAAGUUGGUGGAAAGUAUGCAACGGGAACAAUUGUAAGAACGUAUGCAACAGGAUCAAUAAUCGAUAUCAAAGUUUUGGUUCCUAAUCACAAAGGUUACAUGGAAUUUCGUUUGUGUCCAGCAUCUAAUGAGUAUGUGGAAGUCACACAAGAAUGUUUAGAUCAACACGUACUCGAAAUUGAAGGUUAUGGACAACAAUUUCCUGUUCUAGAAGGAAUGGAUUCAAUUUAUCUUAAAGCUCAUUUACCAACUGAUGUAUGGUGUUCUCAUUGUGUUCUGCAAUGGCGUUAUCAUGCCGGUAAUAAUUGGGGUACAGAUUUGGAGAGUGGUAAACAAUGUUUAGGAUGUGGUUAUCAGGAAGAGUUUUAUAACUGCGCCGAUAUAACAAUAAUAUACAAUGAUAACGGCCUUCUACCUUGGUCUACAACAACCACAACAAAAACUACAUCAACAACUACCACCAUGAGAACCACAACUCAGCCACCCUAUAUUACCGUCACAAAUCCUACAACGACUACCACUACAUCAUUUCCAUUUAUAUUUCCUACAACGACUACCACUACAUCAUUUCCAUUUAUAUUUCCUACAACUACAACGAUUAAAACAACAACAUCGUUGACUGUCAUCAUUCCGUUUAGUCCAUCGGAGUUAUUAACAGACAGUAAAGAAGAAGGACAAAUUACAUGUUAUGCAACCAGUGAAGCGUUAAAACCUCUAGUGGGUAUUGAAAAAUGGUGUAAAGAAUUGUGUAAAGUUGAUUGUCCACCAUCACUUUGUGUUUGUGUAGAAAUAUAA
This is a messenger RNA of Didymodactylos carnosus, 1041 nucleotides long. NCBI's taxonomy places the organism in Eukaryota, Metazoa, Rotifera, Eurotatoria, Philodinida, Philodinidae. The record is from the annotation of a GenBank genome assembly.